GAUAGUAAUAAUUGGGCAGCAAAAUUGAUAGUAUUUCACGUCUGCCCUUUCGCCUAAGACUCCAAAACCAUCCUGAUUUUUGCUGUCACCCAAGAGCACCGAACUUCCAACUUCCGGCAGCGUUUUCCGGCAAUCUGGCACCGCCCUUCCUUCUUUCUCAAUCGUUUAGUUCUGGUUCAUUUCUAUUCAUCCUUACCAAGCUUGGGGUGGUUGAAGAAGUUAGGUUUAGGGUUCAAUGAAUUCCGAAGGAUUAGCGAAAGGGGUUGAAGAAUUGAUGCUAAAGGAGAAAGAGAAUGUGAGUGAAUUGCAAAUCACUUGCUUCUCUGAACUCGUCAAUGAAGCUAGCCUCCAUUUUCAGAUCAUUCGCUUUCCCAAACAGAUAUAUGUGUGGAUUGGUUACAUCUCUGCAAAAUUGGGACAAGUGUAUGCAGCAGCUUCCACUCGUCCUAACAAUACGGUAUCUGUAACUUCCAUACUUGGAGGGAAUUCUGAUAAAACAGGUUCUGGCAUUGCUGGUCGAUUAGUGUUAAAGACUGGUCUCAAUAUAGUUAUGGCUUGCAAUAUUCCAAAAAAUAGUCUCAUGGUCGAGAUAGCAGCUGAGAAAAUAUUGAUGCAGAAACUUGUUAGUCUGGGCUACACCAAGUCAAGAUUGGAAGGGACAUCUUUGUAGCAUAGGCUGAUGAUGAGACUUUUUAUGCAUGCAAAACAUGCAUUAUCCCAAUGUUGUUACCUAAUUUAGAAUCCAUGUUAGCUAUUGAAAACUUAAAGCUUUGUUAUUGUACACAAUUCUUAUAAACAAGUGUUUGAUGCGUGUAUGCCUUGUCGAUGUUUGGUGCAUAUCAAUAAGAUCAUUAUUGAAUAUUGAUGUUCCAAAUAUUCAAGGUUCAUUAAUAACAAAUUAGUAAUUUUCUUUUAUGCUUUA
Molecule: messenger RNA, 922 nt
Organism: Cicer arietinum (chickpea)
Lineage: Eukaryota; Viridiplantae; Streptophyta; Magnoliopsida; Fabales; Fabaceae
Biological process (GO): proteasome assembly
Source: RefSeq, a predicted model, not a curated record